Messenger RNA from Scleropages formosus (Asian bonytongue), 1835 nucleotides. RefSeq names its product MYCL proto-oncogene, bHLH transcription factor b (gene myclb). The transcript has 3 exons. Gene Ontology annotation, molecular function: DNA-binding transcription factor activity; protein dimerization activity. The coding region runs from base 490 to 1698 and encodes 402 amino acids. NCBI's taxonomy places the organism in Eukaryota, Metazoa, Chordata, Actinopteri, Osteoglossiformes, Osteoglossidae. Gene Ontology annotation, biological process: regulation of DNA-templated transcription. The record is from RefSeq and is a predicted model, not a curated record.
CGCGCGCUGCUGCAUGGACUCCUGGCUGCCGCGCGCCGCCUCGUCCGGGACUUGGCGCACAAACCGGGCGCGGAUUAUGCUUUUGGCCGAAAGAGGAGGCUGAUUCCCCCCGAGUGGACAUCGGCUGACAGCAUCGCCAGCAGGCGCGGGGAUCGCAAAUAUCAAACUUGAUUUAUUUUUGCCCUGCAAAACACGGAUGGUUCACAAUUUGGCGCUCGGAACUUUUCCCUUAUCUCACUCCCCCGUCCUGGAAAUGUGUUUGCGGUCCUUCUGACGCCCCCCACCCCUCGGCCGGCCGAGCGGACGGAUUAUUUCGCGUUCAGCCACCUUUGACAGGGGGUCACAUUUGUCGGAGGGGGCGGCGGGGGGGCGGGUGUUGUUUUUCGGGUUGCUGCUGCUGCCGCCGCCGCGCUGCCUCCGCUCGUCCUCGAUGCUCCUCACACGUCCCCUGGUGGCACAGUAAACCGCAGAUCGCCAGAAGCCGAGGAGAUGCUGGGGGUCGGUUCGAGCGCACCACCGCGCUGCGACAGCUGGGACAUGAUGGAGCACGAGCGCUACCAGCACUGUUUCUACGACUACCGCGACCCGGAGCACGACUUCUACACGUGCACGGCGCCGAGCGAGGACAUCUGGAAGAAGUUCGAGCUGGAGCUGGAGCCGACCCCGCCCCUGUCGCCCAGCCGGACAGCUGAGGGCGCCGGCGGCUGCGCGGCUCAUGCCUCCCCGAGCCCGGGCGAGCGCCUGGACUGGCUGUCCGGCGUGUCGCAGGACGAGGAGCAGGACUCUCCGUACAAAAUCGACACGGAGGAGGUCUUCGGGAACCUCAGCUCCAUCAUCCUCCAGGACUGCAUGUGGAGCGGCUUCGAGAAAGUUGUGAGCGACCGGCUGGCCGGCUCGUCCCCGUCCAAAGUUCCCGUGGCGGUGCACAGCGGGCCGAACCCGUGCGCGAAGGCGCAGAGCGCGCAGCUGGACGUCGCCACGGACUGCGUGGACCCCGCGGCCGUGCUCACCUUCCCCAUCAGCAGCUGCAAGAAGCAGCAGGCGUCUUCGGGGACGGAAUCGCGCACCGACUCGUCCGAUGACGACGAGGAGAUUGACGUUGUGACGGUGGAAAGCAAGCAGAACAAGGGCCGGCUGGUUGGCCGCAAGCCCGUCACCAUUACGGUGCGUGCUGAUCCGCACGACCCUGGAAUGAAGCGCUUCCACAUCUCCAUUCACCAGCAGCAGCACAAUUACGCUGCACCUUCGCCCGACAGCCCCAGGGACGUGGACCCCGAGCCCCCUCGCAAGCGACCCAAGCCGGAGCCUGCCGCACCCGUGAUGACCCACCAACAUCAUCUCCAGCACAGGGAGCCCAGGUCACGGCCCGGGUCUCGACCCAGCAGCCCGCAGAGCUCAGACUGUGAGGACUUGGACCGGCGCAAGACGCACAACUACCUGGAGCGUAAGCGGCGCAACGACCUGCGCUCGCGCUUCCUGGCGCUGCGGGACCAAAUCCCAGGCCUGGCAGACUGCCCCAAGACACCCAAGGUGGUGAUCCUGACCAAGGCGAGAGAGUACCUGCGGCUACUCCACACCAGUGAGAGGCUUCAGGCCCAGGAGCGGAAGCACCUGCGUGCCCAGCAGCAGCAGCUCCUCAGGAAGCUGGCACACUUAAAGCGGCAGAACAGUGUUCCUGGGGGAGAGGAGUCCUGCUGAGAUAUUAUUUUUAUUUUUUUUUUUUGGGGCAGGGGGGGUCUCAUUUUCUUUGUCUUUGCACAUUUGCUUCAGGUUGACAAGGUGAUAAUCUGAAGGGACAAAGAACUGGAGGAAGAGGGUGUCAGUGCUUUGAUGGG